Molecule: messenger RNA, 1946 nt
Organism: Ornithorhynchus anatinus (platypus)
Lineage: Eukaryota; Metazoa; Chordata; Mammalia; Monotremata; Ornithorhynchidae
Gene: NR1I3
Product: nuclear receptor subfamily 1 group I member 3
Exons: 10
Coding region: 270-1616 (448 amino acids)
Biological process (GO): negative regulation of transcription by RNA polymerase II; positive regulation of transcription by RNA polymerase II; cell differentiation
Molecular function (GO): zinc ion binding; nuclear receptor activity; RNA polymerase II cis-regulatory region sequence-specific DNA binding
Source: RefSeq, a predicted model, not a curated record
AGAGCGGGGAUUAGAACCCGGGUCUUCUGACUCCCAAGCCCGGUCUCCUUCCGCUAGGCCCUGCUGUUUCCCAAGACGCGGACCAAAAAAUAGCUACGUGACCAUAGACGGCGAGAGGGAACAUGUGCAAGAAAGCUCGAGACCACCCCGCAAGGGUAUAGUUUGCACAAAACCACUUAUUUGCUCAUUUAAAUGCAAAUACACUUCCUUUCCCCCACCACAACACACACACACACACACACACACGUGUACCUCUGUGUUAGCUCUGGAUGGAGGCCAGGUAUCAGAUCAACCAGGGAACAAGGCUAAGCGCUCGUGAAAUCCCACGACCUUCCCCCGCCCCCCACACCGUCCGCUUCCCAAUCCCACCCCGCCUAUCCGGCAGUAGGUGCCAGCGUUCCGGGGAUUCUGAGAAAAAGAGCUCCAGCCUGGCCUCUGCCCUAGGUCCAAGGUGCACUCCCCCUAUUCGCCCCGAGCCUCCGCCAGCACAAUCCUCUACCCCCAGACGGACGGAGGUGCCAGUGGAGAGACCGGGCAUGUCGGGCGGUGAAGGCCCGUGCCCCGGGGCAGGAGAGGGGGAGGUCCGCAGCUGUGCCGUGUGUGGGGACCACGCCACCGGCUACCACUUCCACGCCCUGACCUGCGAAGGCUGUAAGGGCUUCUUCAGACGCACGAUCAGCAAGGGGACGAGCCUCACCUGCCCCUUCACCCGCUGCUGCGUGGUCACCAAGGCCCAGCGGCGCCAGUGUCCGGCCUGCCGGCUUCAGAAGUGCCUGGACGCGGGCAUGAGGAAGGACAUGAUUCUGUCUGCGGAGACGUUGGCUCUCCGGCGGGCCCGGCGGGCCCAGCAGCGGGUGCAGAGGGCGUUUGGGCAGCUGAGCAAGGAGCAGGAGGGGCUGAUCCAGCUGUUGCUGGGGGCCCACGCCCGCCACGUGGUCCCCAUGUUCCUCCAGUUUGUGCAGUUCCGGCCCCCAGACCACCUGUUCGUCCACAACAAGUCCCGGGCGCCCCCCACCUCCCCACCCCCCGUGUUCCCGCUCCUCACUCACUUGGCUGACAUCAGCACCUUCAUGAUACAGCAGAUCAUCAAGUUCACCAAGGAUCUGCCCCCCUUCCGGUCCCUGCCCAUGGAGGACCAGAUCUCCCUGCUCAAGGGGGCCGCUCUGGAGAUGGGCGAGAUCGAGCUCAACCUGGUCUUCUGCGCCCAGGACCACAGCUUCCUGUGCGGCCCGCUGCGUUACACCCUACAGGACGCCAUCCACGUGGGCUUCCAGGAAGACUUUCUGGAGGGGCUGUUUCGCUUCCACGUGGCCCUGCGGCGGCUCCAGCUACAGGAACCCGAAUACGUGCUCAUGGCCGCCCUGGCGCUCUUCUCCCCAGACCGGCCCGGGGUGACCCAGCGGGAGCAGAUUGACCGGUUGCAGGAGGAGACGGCGCUGACCCUGCAAGGAUACAUCCAGAGGCGCAGACCCUGGGCCCAGGGCAGGCUCCUCUACGCCAAGCUGCUGGGGCUGCUGACGGAGCUACGGAGCAUCAACGUGGAAUACGGCCGGCAGGUGCAGCACAUUCAGGGCCUGUGGGUCAUGAUGCCGCUGCUCCAGGAGAUCUGCAGCUGACGCGGCCCGGAGCCCCCGCCCGCCCCCCAGUCACCCUUCGUCGUCACCGUCAUCGACGAGAAGCAGCGGGGCCUACUGGGUAGAGCCCGGGCCUGGGAGUCGGAAGGACCCGGGUUCUAAUCCCGGCCGCGCCCCUUCCCCGCCGGGGGACACCGGACAGGUCGCUUCACCUCUCUGGGCCCGUCGCCUCAACUGGAAAAAGGGGACGAAGACCGCGAGCCCCACGUGGGACACGGACUGUACACCCCACCUGACUUCCUCGUGUUUAGCCCAGCGCUUAGAACAGCGCGUGGCACGUAGUGAGCGCUUACCAAAUACCAUCUAUUAAAA